CCGUUGACAUAUCUAUAAAUAUUCGACGAAGCUAAUUUGGAUAUUCUCCAUAUUCAGUUCGGAAAUAGAUUUAAUUUAUUUUAUUUUAACUGGCCGAGUAGUUAUAAAUAGAUUGAAGAACAAUACUCAUUAGUAGAGAUUAGAGAGAAGCUAAUUAAGAUGAGCCAAUUGGGUAUUUCUUCUUCUUCUUCGUCCUAUCUUGUUCCUCUGUUUUUUCUUCUUCUGCUGCUGAAUGAAGUUGCUUUCUCCAAUGGCGGAACCACAAGCACCUUCGUUAGAAAGGUAGAGAAGACGGUGGAUAUGCCUCUUGACAGUGACGUCUUUCGCAUUCCUCUUGGUUAUAACGCCCCUCAACAGGUACAUAUAACCCAAGGAGAUCACGAGGGGAAAGGGGUUAUCGUCUCAUGGGUAACCCAAUCUGAACCCGGUUCAAGUCUAGUUCUUUACUGGAAAGAAAACCACAAACAAGUUGUUCAUAAAGCCAAAGGCAAACUUACAACUUACAAAUACUUAAAUUACACUUCUGGGUUCAUUCAUCACUGCACCAUUUUGAACUUAGAGUUUGAUACAAAAUACUACUACAAAAUUGGAAUUGGACUCACAACAAGAACAUUCUGGUUCACAACUCCACCUCAAGUCGGUCCUGACGUUCCUUACACGUUUGGUCUAAUUGGGGAUCUUGGUCAGAGCUUCGAUUCAAACAUGACAAUAACUCAUUACGAACAUAACCCAACAAAAGGACAGACCGUUCUAUUUGUUGGAGAUUUAAGUUACGCUGAUAAUUAUCCAAAUCAUGAUAACGUUAGAUGGGAUACUUGGGGAAGAUUUACUGAAAGAACAGUUGCAUAUCAACCAUGGAUUUGGACUGCUGGAAAUCACGAACUUGAUUUCGAACCCACCAUUGGUGAAACAAGGCCUUUUAAGCCAUUUAGUCAUCGUUAUAAGACUCCAUACAGAGCAUCAGGAAGCACACAACCAUUUUGGUACUCUAUAAAGAGAGCUUCUGCUUACAUAAUUGUAUUGUCAUCUUAUUCUGCAUAUGGUAAAUAUACUCCUCAAUAUAAAUGGUUGGAGGCGGAGCUACCAAAAGUUAACCGGAGUGAAACCCCCUGGUUAAUUGUUCUUAUGCAUUCUCCAUGGUACAAUAGUUACAAUUACCAUUACAUGGAGGGUGAAUCCAUGAGAGUCAUGUACGAGCCUUGGUUUGUUAAGUAUAAAGUUGAUGUCGUUUUCGCAGGACACGUUCAUGCCUACGAGCGAUCGGAACGGAUUUCGAACGUGGCUUAUAAUGUAGUUAAUGGGAUUUGUACUCCGGUGAAAGAUAUGUCUGCUCCGGUUUAUAUCACAAUUGGGGAUGGUGGAAACCUCGAAGGAUUGGCUACAAACAUGAGUGAGCCGCAACCGAAGUACUCUGCUUUUCGGGAGGCUAGUUUUGGGCAUGCGAUGUUUGACAUCAAAAAUAGGACCCAUGCUUACUACGGUUGGCAUAGGAAUCAAGACGGUUAUGCAGUUGAAGCCGACACAUUGUGGUUUUUCAACCGGUUUUGGCAUCCGGUUGAUGACUCUACAAGCGAGGAUCAUUGAUUGAUCCUCCAUCCCGUAAAGAUGUGGGUUGUUAUUGAUGAAUUCAUGUUGUUGUGUGAUCUAAAAUGACUGCUUUAUUUCGUUAAUAAAAUGUUUAUCUUUUCCUUU
Impatiens glandulifera is the source of this 1692-nucleotide messenger RNA. RefSeq names its product purple acid phosphatase 2-like. NCBI's taxonomy places the organism in Eukaryota, Viridiplantae, Streptophyta, Magnoliopsida, Ericales, Balsaminaceae. The transcript has 6 exons. The coding region runs from base 160 to 1584 and encodes 474 amino acids. Gene Ontology annotation, molecular function: acid phosphatase activity; metal ion binding. The record is from RefSeq and is a predicted model, not a curated record.